GAGCCAGCCGCGGCCAGCGUGCUGGCCGGCGACCCGACCAGCCCGGCGAUUUGCGCCGCUGUGGUCUGGAGGCGGGCCUGGGUCGCGGACGCCGGCGGCGGCAUCGGGCUGGUCAAGCUGCGACAGGGCGGAGGCCUGCGGCGGGAGCAGCGUGGCGUCAAGGUGUCGGCCGCGGCCUACCAG
Molecule: messenger RNA, 183 nt
Organism: Prorocentrum cordatum
Lineage: Eukaryota; Dinophyceae; Prorocentrales; Prorocentraceae
Source: the annotation of a GenBank genome assembly